AUGGCACCAUUGCUAUACUCGGGUAUAGUCUGCCAUCACCUCUGGAGCGCAGAUAAUGGUCAAACUUGUAUGGCCGAACCGCUGAGGAACGUCGAGCCUUUCGGAGACUUCACUUUCACCCUUUCCUCUGUAUUCCAGGGAUCUUCUGAAGCGUCUCUUCUUACCUUAUCCUUGUUAUUACAGGGUCUGGAGGGCGUGCAGCAGCUGAGCGUCCGUCGUUGUAAACUGGACAGUCUGGCGCCGGGUUCGCUGGGCGCCCUUAGUCGUCUUCGCCAGCUGGAGGUCACCACCCACAACGGAGAGUGGGCGGCGCUGGCCAUGGAGGUAGUAGAGGGAUCAUUACCGCCGCCCCUGGAACGAGUGUCCCUGGCUCAUAAUAACAUCUGGACGCUGCCGCCCAGGGCGUUCUGCGGGCCCUCCGCCCUUCACCUCCUCGACCUCUCCCACAACCGCCUUCAGGAUGUGCUUGAGCUUGGGUUCGCCGACCAGCAGUGGCUCGACACUCUCGCUCUCAACAUGUCCAAUACCAGUUUUAGUGAUCAUUUUUCAGGGUUCAUUAACGUCAACGAGGAAAGAGCGGCAGAAGAUGGGUGUGGGAACGCCCUUCAGGAGCUCGUCCUUGAUCACAAUGAUCUUGUGAGGCUUCCACCCGGCAGCUUCCGCGCCCUGGGAGGCCUCAGAGAGCUUUACCUUCGUAAUAAUGAUAUCAGACUUAUAGCCAGUGAAGCCUUCCGUGGAAUGGCAGCCUUACAAGUGCUCUAUUUAUCUAAUAAUCAUAUUAUAGCGCUACAUAAUGGCACUUUCUUCGACAACGUAGCUUUAGAGAAGGUUUACUUCAACAACAACUCACUCAGUGCAAUGAAUCCGGGUGUGUUUCAGGGUCUGCACGAACUGCAGGUGUUAGACAUUUCCCAAAAUAAACUAUAUUUAGACAACAGUCAUGAAGACUUGUUCAAGGGUCUGCAUCGGCUGGUCAUACUUGAUCUAUCGUACAAUGCUCUGACCACUAUUCCCCAGCUCCUCCUCCGUGACCUGACUUCUCUUCAGCGUCUCGAUCUCUCCCAUAACGAUAUCCAAAGCCUCGAAGACAACAGCUUUACCUCCCUCUCCAACCUUUACGCUCUCGACCUCUCUCAUAAUCUGAUCCUUAGUCUGAGUGAGGGCAGCCUUAGAGGUCUGGUGGGGCUGAGUCUCCUUCACCUGAGCAACAAUUCUCUUAUAGAAAUCCACCCCCGAGCUCUCCGCCACAGCUCCAACCUCAAGGAGGUGUUCCUUGGAAAUAACCACUUGCAGACCAUUCCCACUGCUUUAGAGAACCUUUCCUUCUUAAAGGCUUUGGACAUGAGUAGGAACGACAUCGUUAAAAUUCAGCCAUUUCUUUUUGGUGGCUUGGGAAACCUGGAGAUUCUGAAUGUAAGCCACAAUAAGAUGAAUGACAUCUCUCGGGGAUCAUUUGCUGGGCUCUCAUCUCUGGAGUUAUUAGACUUGAGGGAUAAUCAGUUGAGGAUGGUUAGUGAAGGCUCCUUCGAGGGUGUUCCCGGCGUGAGGCAAGUAGCGCUCGCAAGGAACGAGCUUAGUGACAUCAACGGUGUCUUUGCUGGCUUGGAACACCUGGAGAAACUCGACGUGUCUGAGAACAGCAUCCGCAUGUUCGACUAUGCCUUCAUCCCCAGACAACUCCUUAGUCUUGAUUUAAGAAAGAAUAAAAUUGAACAGCUCGGCAAUUUCUUCAAGGUCCAGAGCGUCUUGACGCUAGAGGUUCUUGAUGCCAGUUACAACAGCAUCAGACGUCUUACUGAAGUCUCUCUUCCCAAUACUGUCAGGAAGGUAAUUUUGCAUCAUAAUAACAUUAGUCGUAUUCUCCCUAAUACGUUCCGGGACAAAACUUAUCUGCAGGAGAUAGAUCUUCGGAUGAAUGCCAUACAGAGGCUCAAUCCCAAGUCAAUUAGUGUUCGAGGGACCAUUGACCAGCACAUCAAUGCCCGGGUAUUGCUUGCUGGCAAUCCACUGUUAUGUGACUGUGAGAUGGAGUGGCUGUACGGUUCGUCUGGGAUAUCCAUCACAACACCAGAGGCUACUGAUGUUAUAUAUCUUCAGCCUCGUGUUGAUGACCUGGCCCAGGUGACAUGUGCCUUGACCCACUCCCGCAGUGGUGUACCAGUCACCACUCGCAUCCUGGACACGUCUCCUGAGAACUACCUCUGCCCCUAUGCUACCCACUGCUUUGCCCUCUGCCACUGCUGUGAUUUCAUUGCUUGUGAUUGUCAAAUGAAGUGCCCGGAAGCAUGCUCCUGCUUUCACGAUGACACGUGGUCCAUGAAUCUAGUGGACUGUUCCGGAGGGAGCCUGGAUCGCCUCCCUGACCGCGUGCCAAUGGAUGCCACAGUAGUGCUCCUUGAUGGCAACAAUCUUCAGGUGCUCCAUGCUCACCACUUCAUCGGCAGACACAGCAUCCAGCAACUCUUUCUCAAUAAUUCUCAAAUUCAGACGCUUCAGAACCGCACUUUUCACGGACUGACCUCCUUGCGAGUGCUUCAUCUUCAGGACAACAUGAUCGUCCAGUUAAACGGCUUCGAGUUCUUCGGCCUCCAUCGGCUUAAGGAACUUUACCUUCAGAAUAAUCGCCUCUCGUUCGUUAACAAUGCAACUUUCCUGAGCCUGAGAAGCUUGGAGGUGUUGAGACUGGACAAUAACUUUAUCAUCGACUUCCCAGUCUGGCUGUUGAGUAACAACCGCUACCUGGCGAGUGUCUCUCUGGCUAACAACCCAUGGGACUGUGACUGUCAGUUCGUGGAGUCCCUGAGGGAGUGGGAGAGCCAUCAACCACAGCUCCUGAUCGACCCCGAGGAAGUGUUCUGUGUGCACAGUGACUCAGGCACUGUGGGUCCCAGUAUAGUCCUACCAGAGUAUUCCUGCACCAAGGGUCAGCAAGGGGUCACGCAAUAUCAGUUUGGCCAGCGGCAGCUGCCCUUCCUAGCUGGGGGUCUGUGCGGGGGUGUGGCCCUCAUCAGUGCCCUAGUGAUGGUGGCCAUGUUGUUGGCCCGCAGGCGGGCUGCCGCGGCCAACAAACUGUGCAUGAGCAACCCUCCGCCCUACUGCCAAGAGGAGGAUGGGAAAGUGUUCGACGCAUAUAUCAGCUACAGUGCCAAUGAUGCUACCUACGUUCGUGAUGUUAUCGCAACCAAGUUGGAGAACAGCUGUCCCAGCUACAAGCUGUGUCUUCACUCCAGAGACUUCAGCGAGAACAGCCAUCUCUCAGAGUUCAUCACUCAGUCACUCAACUUUAGCAGAAGAACCAUCAUAGUUCUGUCCAAGAACUAUGUCGACAACGAAUGGAAAAACGCCAUAUUCAAGAAAGCUCACAUUGACGGCCUGAAGGAGAACGACAUGAACAUUAUAGCAAUAUAUUACGAUAACGUCUCCUUUUCUUCUUUUGAUGCCGAUUUAAAGGCAGUGAUAAGAAAAUGUUCAAAGCUGCGAUGGGGCGACAAAAACUUUUGGAAGAAGUUAUCAGAGAUGAUGCCUCAGAGGCAGACGUACAAUGGCCUGCCAGUGUACGUCUCUGAUAACGCCUACAAGUCAUCGACGCUGCCGUCCCUCGUGCCUCCGUCAUCACUGCCACUCCCUUCCUCCUCCUCCGUCCUCACCUCCACUACGGGUCUCACAACACCCUCGGAGAUCGACCGGCGGACCUCUGCCUACCUGCCGGAGGCACCCGCGACGUACAAGGCACCACCGCCACCUCGACCCUGUUACUCUCCUCCUGUGUGUGACUACAUCGUGAUGCAGGGGCGGGAUUGUCAAGACCCGCACUGUACCUGUCGUCGCCACUCACACGCCGCUUAUACCUACGUUGAUGGCGACAGCUCUUCCCUUCACACGUACACUUCUCUGGAGCCUUUUACUAGUCCCCGCCACGGUCCCUCCCACUCUCCCUCCCCCAGCAGCAACCACUACAGCGUCAUCGACGCGCCCAUCAGGAGAACUGUCCGCUCCAGUAAGCGGAAGAAGAGGCGACCUCUGAGUCAGACAUGUCCACCCACCACCAUGGAGGAGGUAGUGGACAAGUCCGGGGUCCCACACGACCCUACAACCGAACCCACUCUCGUGGACACCUUCCGAAGGACAAAGAGCCUGCGGGUGUCACAUGCGAAAGGUGAGAGACUAAGUGAUUGUUCCACGGACCGCUCUAGCGACCGUUCUAGCGGCAGGUCGUUUGAGCAAGCGGCGCCCUCUACAGGCGGAGGCACUGGCGAAGGCCAGGAGAUCACUAGAAACUUGUAUACGGGUCUUACCGAUUCUCCGCCAGACCCAUCUCUCAACACAGAGGAGUGCUUUGUCUAGUGACUAGUCCAUCCUUGAAAGGAUAAUAUUCAUAGCAGUAACAGUGACACAUGCUCCAGGAUGUUUGUAGUUGUAACAGAAACAGUGAUAGGGGCUUCGGGAUAUUCUUGGCUGUAACAAGAAAAGUAACACAAGUUCCAGAAAGAUAUUUUGGUAGAAUGUGAUAAAUGACGGUAGUGUUGUCACUUGUAUUUCCUAUGUGCGUCAGGGGACGCCCUGCUAGUGGUUCCUGCAUCAGGAGGCCUGUUAGUGGUUCCUGCAUCAGGAGGCCUGUUAGUGGUUCCUGUGACAGGAGACCUGCUUACAAUCCCUGCAGGAGCCUUUCACUACGAGGAACAUCAGAGCCUCAGCACCUACAUGUGAGGGAGGAGUCUCGCUUACAUUAUCACAGAGUACUAACCGUCCCAUUGGUUGUAAGUCACCAGUGAUUGAACAUAGUGUAUUUCAUAACUUCAGAUUUUUUUU
Messenger RNA from Cherax quadricarinatus, 4809 nucleotides. Lineage: Eukaryota; Metazoa; Arthropoda; Malacostraca; Decapoda; Parastacidae. The record is from RefSeq and is a predicted model, not a curated record.